Diplodia corticola is the source of this 1488-nucleotide messenger RNA. RefSeq names its product f-box domain protein. The record is from RefSeq and is a predicted model, not a curated record. Bases 1 to 1488 code for a protein of 495 amino acids. The transcript has a single exon. Lineage: Eukaryota; Fungi; Ascomycota; Dothideomycetes; Botryosphaeriales; Botryosphaeriaceae.
AUGGCCGAUACUGCCCCGCAACCAUCGAGCCUGGGUGCGCGCUUGAAGGGCGCGCUGAAGCCGAAGAAAUCGCGCAACCGCCUGGUCAAGAAGCCGCCCUCCGAGUCGGUCAGCGCUGAAAUCGUCAGGAGGAACAACGAGACCAUCUCCAGAAGCACAAGCACCUUGCUUGGUCAAGACGCACUCAAGCCGCAGUCACAGAAGCCGCAGUCGCAGGCGCCGCACUCUACGGCCCCGGACACCGCGCUGAUAGACAGGCACACCGGAGAACGUCGCGACAUUACCGCGUUGAUCCACGGCCUGCAGGACUCUUUCGAGCCGGGCCAGGACGACAUACCCGAAGAGUUCGACGAGAACCGCCCACCCGGCGAGCCUCUGAUCGCCAGCCUGCCGCCCAGAUUGUGGCACAAAAUUGCAGAUGAGUACCUGUCGCCCGCCGACGCUGCAAGCUUGGCAUUUACGAACAAGACCUUGGCCAAUAUUCUGGGCCCUGCUCCAUGGGAAGCGCUGAGGUUGCCAGAAAACCACCUGAACAGAAUUCAAUUCCUGGCCCCUAUGGACCGCCAUCUUCCCGCCCACCUUUUAUGCUUUCCGUGCGCAACCUACCACGUCCGGAUACACCGUGGCGAAGAAGAACCCAAGCCUCCACACGUGCUGAACCCAUUGUUCAUUUGCCCUCAUGCUCAAAAUCCACUUGUGCCGCCUCCUCGCACGCGGCUCACGCCUAACCGCAACCUUCCGUUCACCUUCGUCCAGCUCACGACGAGGGCGGCGCGAUACGGCCUCGAAUACGGCAUUCCGGUGGAGAACAUGUUUCGGCGCUGGAAAGACACCGCCAGUGGCUGGUCCCAUCAUACGCGCUACUAUGUCGUUAAAAACCACCUCUUUCUUCGCGUCAUCAGCUCCGCUUUUGCACCAGCUGGGCUGCCCCUGAGUGGACAGCGACACCUACUCUACUCGCGAGAGGACUAUUCGCCUUACUUCUCGGUAUGUGCGCAUUGGCGGGACGGCGAGCUGAUGAACUUGUGCAAGUGCGCGCUCAGCCACAUCCCGAAGCCGCGUCAGGGGAACGGGCCAGAGCAGCAGCUCGCACGACGCAUCGACUCACGCAUUAAGCACGUUCCGACUGCCACCCAAGUCGUCAGCCAGUGCACCGAGUGCAAGUCCAUCCGCCGCUGCACCCAGUGCCCAACCGAGUAUCUGAUCGAGCUCAAGCUGGCCGAGGAUAAGAGCGACCCAUUGCAGAAGUUCAAGCAGUCCAUCUCCGUGACUCGGUGGAGCGAUCUGGGCAAUGGAACCACACCGGCCUCACCCGAGUGGGCGGCAGUGAACGGAGAGGCGGAGUUCGAUUCAUUCAAGGCUAUUGGGAAGCGUGCGGUUUCGGCCAUCUUUGAGUCACAGGAUAGCGAUUUCAUACCUUAUCAAGCAGUCAAGUCGCUUAAUCCGAAAGGCAUCAAAGCAGGCGAAGAGGGGCAUAGCUGGUAUUAG